UCCUUUUCAUUUUCAUUUCCAAUUUUGAAAUUCUUCUGUCAAAUUUCGAACUGCUCUCUCUCUCUGCUUUCUUGAUUUUCUGUUUCAAUGGCAGACCUCAAGAGAAAAAGAGGCCGGAAACCUAAAAAUGUGGUGGACAACUCCGCCGACGCCCCUGGUAUUUCUUCCAAAGAAGCCCUCGAUGACGGCGUACUAUCUGCAACCCCUGUCGAAACUGCCAUCACCAACGGUGACCCACCAACUCAUCGACGCGGCCGUGGACGCCCUAAGAAAGGUGGAAAACAUGAUGAAGAAGUAGACAGGGAUAUUGCGGCCUCUCCAGAGAGACGAGGUCAUAGGUUCGCUGAACACAACGGCGAUAUUACCACUGUAUUGAGUGGCGACUUGAGGCAUGGGGCGGAUUUGGCUGCGGUAGCAGCAGCAGCCAAGGCGGCUCCGUCUAUGGAUGCAGUGGUCAAGGUGUUCUGCGUCCAUACAGAGCCUAAUUUCUCGCUUCCUUGGCAGAGGAAGAGACAAUAUAGCUCCAGUAGUAGUGGGUUUAUCAUUGGUGGAAGGAGGGUGCUCACGAAUGCCCACUCCGUGGAGCACCAUACUCAGGUUAAGCUCAAGAAACGUGGUUCUGAUACCAAAUACUUGGCUACCGUACUUUCCAUUGGAACGGAAUGCGAUAUCGCAAUGUUAACUGUGAAUGAUGAUGAGUUCUGGGAAGGAGUGUCACCUCUUGAGUUUGGGGAUCUGCCUGCACUGCAAGAUGCUGUAACUGUUGUUGGAUACCCUAUAGGAGGAGAUACAAUCUCUGUGACUAGCGGUGUUGUCUCGCGUAUCGAGAUACUAUCUUAUGUUCAUGUGUCAACCGAGCUCCUCGGAUUGCAGAUAGAUGCUGCCAUCAAUUCUGGAAAUUCUGGUGGACCUGCAUUCAAUGAUAAGGGGAAGUGUGUAGGUAUUGCAUUUCAAUCCCUUAAACAUGAAGAUGCCGAGAACAUUGGUUAUGUCAUACCAACACCAGUAAUUAUGCAUUUCAUUCAAGAUUAUGAGAAGAAUGGAGCAUACACAGGAUUUCCUAUCAUUGGGAUUGAAUGGCAAAAAAUGGAAAAUCCUGACCUCCGCUUGUCGAUGGGUAUGGCACAUAAUCAGAAGGGUGUUCGUAUCCGAAGAGUUGAGCCUACGGCCCCAGAAUCCAAUGUUCUAAAGCCUUCAGAUGUUAUCCUUAGCUUUGAUGGGGUUGAUAUAGCGAAUGAUGGAACAGUACCGUUCAGGCAUGGAGAGCGUAUUGGUUUCAGCUAUCUCGUUUCUCAAAAAUAUACUGGAGAUGAUGCUCAAGUGAAAGUUCUCCGUAAAUCUAAAACUCUAGAAUUCAAAAUAAAGCUUAAUGCACAUAAACGAUUGAUUCCAGCUCAUAUCAAGGGAAAACCUCCUUCUUACUACAUUGUUGGUGGUUUUGUCUUCUCUGCUGUUUCUGUUCCAUAUUUACGUUCCGAGUAUGGAAAAGACUAUGAAUUUGAUGCUCCGGUUAAGUUGUUGGACAAACUUUUACACGCAAUGGCACAGUCAAUUGAUGAACAACUGGUUGUGGUUUCUCAGGUGCUUGUGGCUGACAUCAAUAUUGGUUAUGAAGAACUGGUAAACACUCAGGUUAUUGCUUUCAACGGCAAGCCGGUAAAAAAUCUGAAGAGCUUGGCUAAGAUGGUGGAGGCCUGUAAAGAAGAGUACAUGAAGUUUGAUCUUGAUUAUAAUCAGAUUGUUGUACUGCAGACUACAAAUGCAAAAGCGGCAACGUCUGAUAUCCUUGCAAUGCAUUGUAUACCUUCAGCCAUGUCUGAUGACCUGAAGACAUGAGAGAUGCUUUGGAUGCGUAGGAAAACUCCAGAUCCACCUUUUACCCUCUUUUAGCUACUUUGUCUUUUCAUUAUCAUCGGUCAUUUUACAUUAGUUAUGGAGUUUCUAGUCUCAAGUGUGGUGUCUUUGAUGGCCAAUCCAAAGAGAGUUUGUGUUCUCUUCCUUGCUAUAGGGAAACUGAAACAGAUGCUAUGUUAGUUUGUACCAGAUUUUCUUUCUUUCUUUCUUUCUUUCUUUCUUUCUUUCUUUCUUUCUUUCUUUCCAGAGAUACAAGUAGCACGGGACAUGACUUUGAGUGCUUUAAAAGCUGCAGAAUGUAGUUGAGAUGAUGUAUACAAACAAGGAAAUAUGCAGUCUGCUGCUCUUCCCCACUGAGAAAACAUAGCAACCUUUAGUAUUAUGAUUGCUGUACUUUUGUUUUCUUUUGGGGGAUGGAAUUCAGGCCGACUCUUUUGUUUAUCCCAAGCCUUAUCUAUGUAGAAUCCAAUCGAAAUGAUAAACUUCCGAUUUGAUUUCAUAUGGAAAAUACCAAACAAAGUAAA
Solanum pennellii is the source of this 2378-nucleotide messenger RNA. RefSeq names its product protease Do-like 9. Lineage: Eukaryota; Viridiplantae; Streptophyta; Magnoliopsida; Solanales; Solanaceae. The record is from RefSeq and is a predicted model, not a curated record. Gene Ontology annotation, biological process: proteolysis. Gene Ontology annotation, molecular function: serine-type endopeptidase activity; protein binding. The coding region runs from base 88 to 1836 and encodes 582 amino acids. The transcript is spliced from 9 exons.